This is a messenger RNA of Guillardia theta CCMP2712, 546 nucleotides long. RefSeq lists its product as hypothetical. The transcript has a single exon. The record is from RefSeq and is a predicted model, not a curated record. Bases 1 to 546 code for a protein of 181 amino acids. Lineage: Eukaryota; Cryptophyceae; Pyrenomonadales; Geminigeraceae.
AUGGCGGGAACCUCGCUUGCUCUGGCAGGGAAACGACCAAGAUGCUUCAUUCGCGUGGACGAGCGACAAACAGAGUGUAGCGACCAAGGCGACCGUCAGCAGCCUAGAGAUCAUCCAUCCCAUCCUCUCGGUGGCUUACUGUGGUCAGACUUCUUAAGCUUGCAAGAGAUCAACCUCAACCUGGCUCUUGCAUUUGCUCUUCCUGGAACAGCAAGUUUAAUAUCUCAAUUGCCCAUGGAUGCGCUGCAGCGAUUGGCCGAAACUAUCAGGGAGGAGUGGCUGGCUGACAGGAGGAACGAGGGGCUGCUGACACCUCCGACAAGCCCUAGAAUACAACAGGAACAACGAGUCCCUCCAAACUGCAAGGUUGAGAGGAGGCUGAUGAAGCUGAAGCAUCGGUCGGCUAUUUGCUUCGACCAUGCAAGACCGAUCGCAGACGUGCUUUCAUUUCCCUUUGAUGCCUCAAACAUUCUGAGCUUUCAGAGAGAUCGAGAUUUUAUCCCGAAAGGAUUCUUGGAAGACCAUGGUGAUGAGACGGCAUACUAA